AUGACAUACUUAGUUAUUGGAGUUUUGUCCAGUCUGCAGACGUCAUUGGCAUUUUUUCUCUGGCCCGAUCCUACCAGACCUCCAACCGUUUUUCAACCACCAUGUGACCUGAUAAAAGAGUAUUUAGUGUUGAGACAAGCAAUCAGCAGCCAACCUUGCAUAAGCAACACACAAAUUUGGUCUUUGCUGGAGCCGGUAGCCAUUCACCAACGUGCAUGCUUAGGGAGAGCUAUUUUAGAAAUAACAGCUUAUCUCACUGCCGCCGUGGAUCACGGUGAAAACUGUCAAUGUAAUGGUGAAUUUUAUAAGAACCCGAUGAACCCAGUUGGUGGCGGACACGACCAUUACGGAGAGUGUCUGUUCGGCAAUUCCAACUGUCAGUGUAAGAGUUUUUAUGUAUGUUUUUGCACGCGCUUGUACCUGUGGGACUAUUUUUACCUGCGUUAUGGACAUUAUAAUGAAAAGUCACAGUGUCAAACGCAUCACCAUGUUUGGAAACAUCUCAGGGAUAUUCACAACGUUGGUGGUGAUCUUCAAGGCGACAUGGUUCUACAUUUAAGCCUAACGUAUUCAUAUGGACUAAAGGAUACAUGUGUUUGCAAACUGAACCAGCCAUCGACACCAGAGUCAACCAUCUCUUCAGCAACGACUACCAUCAACGCAAAUUUCCCAUCUAAAACUACUCUACAGAGUAGACCAACAGCUGUAAUCACGCAGCCAAGCACAACAAUGUCCACUGUAUCACUGGGUUUUCCAACAUGCAAGAAGUAUGACAUUGUUUCUGACAUUGCAAAAGGUAAAUUUGAAUCUCAUCCCGCGGCUAGACAAUGUACUUCUGGGAACAAAACUUCUCACGAGGCCUUCAUAUUGGUGAAUUGUGAUGCUGUAUCUCCACAACUUUGGAAGAAAGGAGCAAGUGUGAUGUCUAGUUGUGAUACACUACCAUCUUACACUCCUAUAGCUGCAAUCAAAAACGUCAGUACAGAAGCGCAGAGAGAAUGGGAAUUGUCUGGAAUUUUCAUAGGCUGUGUCAGUGGUGGUUUUAAGAUGUCGUACCAAGACUGUGACACUAAACCGACAAUUGUUCACAUAGAAAGCGGAAAUGGCACCGGCAUACAUGAUCCUUACAAUUACUUUGUCAUCGUCAAUUCGAUAUAAUAAUGCG
This is a messenger RNA of Mercenaria mercenaria, 1165 nucleotides long. RefSeq lists its product as uncharacterized. Bases 1 to 1158 code for a protein of 385 amino acids. NCBI's taxonomy places the organism in Eukaryota, Metazoa, Mollusca, Bivalvia, Venerida, Veneridae. The transcript is spliced from 14 exons. The record is from RefSeq and is a predicted model, not a curated record.